Messenger RNA from Electrophorus electricus (electric eel), 2061 nucleotides. It is a transcript of the gene get4, whose product is annotated as guided entry of tail-anchored proteins factor 4. The record is from RefSeq and is a predicted model, not a curated record. Gene Ontology annotation, cellular component: cytosol; BAT3 complex. NCBI's taxonomy places the organism in Eukaryota, Metazoa, Chordata, Actinopteri, Gymnotiformes, Gymnotidae. Gene Ontology annotation, biological process: protein insertion into ER membrane. Gene Ontology annotation, molecular function: protein binding.
AACGCCAUCGGCAGCGUUCGGGCGGAGCGAGUCGCCAGACGGGAACAAUGAUGUCGGAGCAGGAGGCUCUGAAGAGCUCCAGCGCCAGGAACCGCGGAGGAGUGCAGCGUGUGGAGGGCAAGCUGCGCGCCAGCGUGGAGAGGGGGGAUUACUACGAGGCCCACCAGAUGUACCGCACUUUAUUCUUCAGGUAUAUGUCGCAGUCAAAGCAUGCAGAAGCCAGAGAACUGAUGUACAACGGAGCACUGCUUUUCUUCAGUUAUAACCAGCAAAACAGUGCAGCGGAUCUCUCUAUGCUGGUGCUCGAGGUGUUGGAGAAGUCUGAAGCCAAGGUUGAAGAGGACAUAUUAGAAUCUGUUUCUCUAGAGAAUUUGGUUAAGAUGUUUAGCCUGAUGGACCCGAACUCACCUGAGCGGGUGGUGUUUGUCUCCCGGGCGCUCAAGUGGUCCACGGGGGGCUCAGGGAAGCUGGGUCACCCCAGACUGCACCAGCUACUGGCAGUCAUACUGUGGAAAGAGCAGAACUACAGCGAGUCGCGCUACCACUUCCUCCACUCCUCAGAUGGGGAGGGCUGUGCGCAGAUGCUGGUGGAGUACUCGGCAGCCCGCGGCUUCCGCGCCGAGGUCGACAUGUUCGUCGCUCAGGCCGUGUUACAGUUCCUCUGUCUGAAGAACAAGAGCAGCGCGUUAGUGGUCUUCACCACGUACACGCAGAAGCACCCAUCCAUAGAGAAAGGCCCUCCGUUCGUACAGCCUCUGCUCAACUUCCUCUGGUUCCUGCUCUUAGCAGUGGAAGGAGGGAAGCUGGCAGUCUUUACAGUGUUAUGUGAACAAUAUCAGCCGUCGCUGAAAAGGGAUCCCAUGUAUAAUGAGUACUUGGACAGGAUAGGACAGCUGUUCUUCGGAGUGCCACCAAAACAGUCCUCCUCAUACGGUGGCCUGCUAGGGAACCUUUUGAACAGUCUGAUGGGUUCGGGUGAGGACGAGGAGGGAGAGGAGGCUCACGAGGACAGCAGUCCCAUCGAGCUGGACUGAAACUGUCUGACACGCAGAACCAACUUCACAACCCCCUCCACGCUCAACAAGACACCAUACCAGAGUCCUCGUCAACACCAAAACAAAAAGAGGGCGCAAAAAAACCCCCAACACAACCUUCAUUCUCAGCCCACUCGGGACUGAAGCGAACGAUGGAAUGCGUUUCCUUUCAGGCAGAUGGGGGCACCCUGGAGUGAGCCAUCACUUCUCUCCACAUUUUAGUUCGUUUUCCCGAUUUGUUGUUGGUUUUGUUUCUCCCCUCACUACUUGUAGUUCUAAGUUGAGGUGGCUUCAUCAGUCAUCCUGGAGCACUUUGCUUCUGCUCCUGUCGAACCAUUAAUAAAAAUGUAAUGGGAGGACCCAGAAAAACCCCUCACAUUUUAAGACAUGUAUUUCAGUCAUAAUCACAGCAACACUCUGACUGCACCCCUACUCAGUUUUGUGGUUGAGAGUUCCUUGUUUGCAAGGGCACCCAAGCCAGAAUCGUUCCUAAACAGCCACAGACCGUCGAGGGUGUUAAUUAUAUUGAAGGUGAAUUACUUAAACCCCUUAAAAAUGCUCAUGUGCUUUGAUGUGUCUCAGUAUACUAGACAAAGUUUGGGAGCAGCGUGGCUGUGCAUGUCUGUGUCUGUCUUACCAGAGCGGUAUUUACUGUCUUUUAGGUUUGGAAUUUACUUUGCCACUAUUCCUGUUUUUACCACCCACACAUGUCUGAGUAGGCGUGGGAUAUCAAAACUGCAGCUUGCUGUCCUUAGUAUGCUGGUCAUCUUAACAGUCAUAAGCAGGUGCAUAUAUAUAAAGUUUUGUUUGUUUUUCGUCUGCUGAUUUUUGGAAAAGCUCAAUAAACAAGACACAAAUAGGAACAGUUUUUAAAAAAAAAAGGUUUUCUCUGUCCACAGAGUGAGCAUUCUGGUGUGUGGACUGAUGUGCGAUUUUGAUUGAUUAUAACUGCUGUCUGGUUUAGGGAAAAAAUAUCAACUGCCACUUCAGCUGUAUUAAUAAAGACCAACCCUUCUCCCCCCUCUAA